This is a messenger RNA of Eubalaena glacialis (North Atlantic right whale), 744 nucleotides long. It is a transcript of the gene VCPKMT, whose product is annotated as valosin containing protein lysine methyltransferase. The record is from RefSeq and is a predicted model, not a curated record. Lineage: Eukaryota; Metazoa; Chordata; Mammalia; Artiodactyla; Balaenidae. Gene Ontology annotation, biological process: peptidyl-lysine methylation. Gene Ontology annotation, molecular function: protein-lysine N-methyltransferase activity. The transcript is spliced from 4 exons. Bases 7 to 606 code for a protein of 199 amino acids. Gene Ontology annotation, cellular component: cytosol; cytoplasm.
GCGGCGAUGGCGGCUCCUCUGGAGUCCUCCGGGGAGGACCAACUGCGGAACUUUGUGCGAGUUUUGGAGAAGCGAGAUGGCACGGUGUUACGACUACAGCAGUACGGCUCCGGCGGCGUGGGUUGCGUUGUUUGGGACGCUGCCAUCGUCCUUUCUAAAUACCUGGAAACGCCCGAGUUUUCCGGCGAUGGGGCCCACGCGCUGAGCCGGCGGUCGGUGCUGGAGCUGGGCUCUGGCACCGGGGCCGUGGGGCUCAUGGCUGCUACCUUCGGGGCAGAUGUCAUAGUCACCGACCUAGAGGAAUUGCAAGACUUGCUGAAGAUGAAUAUUAAUAUGAACAAGCAUCUUGUCACUGGUUCUGUUCAAGCCAAGGUACUGAAAUGGGGGGAAGAAACAGAAGACUUUCCUUCUCCUCCAGACUACAUCCUGAUGGCCGACUGCAUAUACUAUGAAGAGUCUUUGGAGCCACUGUUGAAAACCCUAAAAGAUCUCAGUGGAUCUGAGACUUGUAUUAUAUGUUGUUAUGAACAACGAACAAUGGGAAAAAAUCCAGAAAUCGAGAAAAAAUAUUUUGAGGUGAGUAUUCUACUAGAUCUAUCUUUGUAGUGAUUACCCUUCAGAGAGGCUAUAUGUGACUUUGUGUUCAAGUGUAUUGUGGUAAUUUUGAGUAGGGAAAACAUUCUGCUUGUAUGAACCCAAGGAGAGGAUCCUUCAUAGCACACCAUUCUAAUAACCACCAACCUC